Messenger RNA from Galleria mellonella (greater wax moth), 5591 nucleotides. RefSeq names its product single-minded homolog 1 (gene sim). Gene Ontology annotation, cellular component: transcription regulator complex; nucleus; cytoplasm. Gene Ontology annotation, biological process: regulation of transcription by RNA polymerase II. The record is from RefSeq and is a predicted model, not a curated record. The transcript is spliced from 9 exons. Bases 422 to 2164 code for a protein of 580 amino acids. Lineage: Eukaryota; Metazoa; Arthropoda; Insecta; Lepidoptera; Pyralidae. Gene Ontology annotation, molecular function: DNA-binding transcription factor activity, RNA polymerase II-specific; protein dimerization activity; RNA polymerase II transcription regulatory region sequence-specific DNA binding.
AGUCCAUCACUAAUUGUGAAAUUGUUACACGAAGGCCGUUGCAGUGUUGCAGUGCGGUGCUGACACAGCUACACUGUGACAUUGAUCAGAAACAAGGAAGUCGCGAUGCAACCUGGAAAACUGAUUUCGAAUUGUAUGACAUAUUGACAGUUGGCGCGUGUGGGCGUGCGUUUGGCGCGCUUUUCCUGAUCAUAGACAAUUUUGUUUUGGUUUCUUUUUUAUAUAUAUAUAUAUAUAUAUAUUUUUUGACGUGUUUUAAUUUACGUUUUUUUUUUUUUUUUAUUAAGCAAAGGAAACGAUGUUUAGUUCCAGAAGUGAACUUUGUUUUUCAAAAUGAAACCUAUUGUGACCGUAUGUGUUUUUAAGUUCGUCAAGUUAUCUAAAAGUGUAGUGUGAAAAUAGUUGGAGAUAGAAAGUAUCUAUGAGCAUUGAAGCGUCAAGAUUAGAUAUGAAAAUGAAGUUUACGGCAACGCGCAAAACCACCGCGCGGCACAAUCCGCUAAACGCGGCCGCCAUCAUGAAAGAAAAAAGCAAGAACGCAGCCCGGAGUAGGAGAGAGAAGGAGAACGCAGAGUUCCUGGAGCUGGCGAAACUGUUGCCGCUGCCUUCCGCCAUCACGUCACAGCUCGACAAGGCAUCAGUCAUUCGGCUCACCACCAGCUAUCUAAAGAUGCGGCAGGUGUUCCCUGAUGGUCUUGGGGACGCGUGGGGGGCGGCGCCGCCACCUCUGCAGUCCAGGGAAAUGUCAAUUAGGGAGCUGGGCUCGCAUUUACUGCAGACGUUAGACGGAUUUAUCUUCGUUGUGGCGCCGGAUGGCAAGAUCAUGUACAUUAGCGAAACAGCGUCAGUGCAUCUUGGACUUAGUCAGGUAGAACUAACCGGCAACUCGAUAUAUGAGUACAUACAUCAAUCUGAUCACGAGGAGAUGAACGCGGUACUCAGUUUGCAGCAUCCGCACACGUAUCUCGGACACCAGUAUCCAUCUAUAGGGUACCCCGUAGGUGGGACGUGGGGUCCAACGGUGGACAUCGAGUGUGAGCGGGCAUUCUUCAUACGAAUGAAAUGCGUGUUGGCGAAACGGAACGCCGGCCUCACCACCGCCGGGUACAAGGUAAUCCACUGUUCCGGUUACCUGCGGGCGCGUCGCUUCGGCGAGGGCUCGGCGCCGCUCGGCCUGGUGGCGGUGGGCCACUCCCUCCCCCCCUCGGCGGUCACUGAGCUCAAGCUUCACUCAAACAUGUUCAUGUUCCGCGCCUCGCUCGACAUGAGGCUGAUAUUCCUUGAUGCCAGGGUGGCAUCACUGACCGGCUACGAGCCACAGGAUCUCAUCGAGAAGACUCUAUACCAUUAUAUACACGGAACCGACGUGCUGCAUAUGAGAUAUUCGCAUUGUACCCUGCUAACAAAGGGCCAAGUGACGUCCCGCUACUACCGUUUCCUGACAAAGUCAGGCGGCUGGGUGUGGAUGCAGAGUUAUGCGACCAUAGUGCACAAUUCGCGCUCCUCCCGCCCACACUGCAUCGUUUCUGUUAAUUAUGUGCUCAGCGACAUCGAGGAGAAACAUCUUAUACUAAACAUCGACCAGGGCCCACCCAAACCGAGCCACGACAUCCCCACCCCCUCCCAACACAUCCCGACCACCACCACCUCACCACAAAUGCCACACCUCCGGCACACAGACAAAAUCAGCCAUAUACAUUUAAACGAGAGCGACUUCAGCGGUGACUCGAGUGGGGGGUACACGUACCCAGAAUACGCUUUACCAGUCAUCCAACAGUACGACAACCAGGAGGAGUACCAGCAUCAGCAGAACGGCACAUACCAGGAGCUGUUCUACAACGAAAACUAUCCGGAACCGGAGUUAUUGCCGGGUAAUUACGUUAACUACCCACAAAAUCAACGGCCGUUCUCGGCGAGCUCGUCCUCGUGCAGCUCUAUUGAGAGUUCGGAGAUCGCUAAUCAACAGUAUAGUUAUACGAACCUAAUAUCGUUUUACGGCCAUAACGGUCAAGCGCAAAACGGCCGACCCGCGGAGAACUUUGGCAGUAAUUUCGGAAAGAUGACCCCAAGCCCGUCAGUUCAGGAGGGCUACACGAGUGUUAUUGUGGACAACACGCAGCAGUUCCACCACCACGGUGGGGGCGUCAACGAGUUUGUGCAUUGACGAAGUUAUUUAACUGUACAUGAGGAGAGACCAUAGUUAAGAUUGUGUAUUCCACAAAAAAACCUAGUUCAAUCAUAACCAAAACCAGUUAUUUUAACUUAAUCAGUAAACUAUUGAACCGAUUUUGAUAAAGUUUGCACGAGACAAAUCUAAAAGUAUAACCUUUCAGAUAAAAAAAGAAUUUUCCAAAUAGGUUUUAUAAAUGAGUUACUCAUUAUAAAUCCAUUUUAAUUAAAAUAAUUUACCCUUGAAACGGUCCCAACACUAGUUUGUCAAAAUUGAAGUAGGUAUUUUUGUUAAAAAAGAAUUUUUUAUUUAAAAAAAAAACAAUAUUGGAGCCAAAUUAUUCCUCAUCUAAUUUCAGUCAUUAGGAAUUAUUAACUUUUUAUUUGAAUUAAUUGGCUGUAUGUGUAUUUGCUGAAGUCGAAAAUUAUUUUAUACUGUUAUAUUAAAAAAAAAAAUGAAGGCGCUGUGCUAAUAUUAGAGUGAAAGAUUCACACGAAUUUAAACAAAAUUAAAUAUACUAUGCAAGAUAUUGUGUCUAUUGUAAAUUUAUUUUCUCAUACUAUUUCAAGUGGUGCGAUAACAUAACGUUAUUUGCUUAUUUAUAACUGUUAUUACCAAAUAACGGUUAUCGAGAACAACGUUAGUGUAGUGACGUCAUAAGACAGUAUCGCUACCAUGAAUUUGUAGGCUUACAGAUAAUUUACUACAGUAGAUUACUAUAAAGUUUCUACAGUAGUUGUUGCAUUCGAUAUUUAAGCGACUGUCGAAUAUUUCAAAUACAUUAUAUAAUUUAGAAAACUCACUCCAUAACUUUAACGUGGAAUAAUACAAGUACUUUUAAUUGAACUAUCUGUUACAUUCCGGAAGUCGAUAUCACUGGUUAUUUGAUUAAAAUCAUUUUCUUUACUUCCGCUACCGUUAGUAUAUGUGUGACAGUCAACACUCAAAGAUUGACUAUCUACUCAUACAUCUACAUAACUGUUAAUAAACAUUAGCCAUCAAUCUCCGACUGUUAUUUUGUUCACGCAUGUUUUGCAACAUGUGUUUCACCUCUAAACGAGGCAUCAUGUAUUAACGUAUCUGUACAAACUCGUGGUAGCGAUGUUGAUAUUCCAAAUAUGUAAAUAGUUGUACAUAGAAUUAUUUAAGUAUAAAUCGAAGACUUAUCUGUAAUAGCUUAUUUAUACAUGUACGUUUUAAAUUUUAUAUUAUAUAAUAUAUUAAAAAUUAUACUAGUUUAAUAGUUUAUUAUGAUCUUUUUCUCUUAUUGCUCCCUAAUUUCUUGUUUUUUUUUUUUAAAUCAUAUACAUAACAUACGUCUAGAUGGAGUGUCGAUUUAAAAAUGGAACGUUCCAAAAACGGUCCACUAACCGUUGGCUUGUUGAUUUUUUCUUAGAAUGUACGAAAUUUUUAAAUAUAAAAUUGGUAAUAUCAUCGUAGUAGGUAGUAUCACUGAUGAACAUAGGUCUGCCCCAUAAGGGGUGAGGGGGUGGGCAGUAGUUGACAGGCUUGGCAUGCAGGUUGGCAAUCGCUGUUGGACUUUGGUGAUAUUUUAAAAAUGGACGUUACUGUCCAUCGCUAGAGCAUAUAAAUAGAUAUAUCAAUAUUUUUUAUUAAAAUUAAUAACAUAGUAAAUACGAAAUGUACCCCAACUUCGCGCAAGUAUACUAUUUAUUUAUUUAUAAAUUGCUCACCACACUUACAAUAUCCCAAAACGUGUAGUGAAGCAUAGGUUUAUUUUCCAAAUUUAAAAUUUUUAAACAACAUUUAAAAAGUAUAUCUAAUUUAAAAAGUGUAUUUAAUUUGUAUUAAGUAUAUCAAUAUCUGGCUGCUGAGCAAUCAGAUUAUUAUUAGAAAUACCGCUAUUAAAAAUACCGGUCAAGUGAGUGUAGAACUCACGCUCCGAGGGUUCGAUACAUCAGUAUAAAUGACAUAAAAUGACCUUUAUCGCUUUUCUAAUACGAAACAGAAGGCCUACCAUGAAAUGUUUUCCGAAAUUUCGGAGCCAAACGAAACACAAAUUUGAUGUUAAAAUUACAUAAUACAUGCCGUUUGGAAAUAUUAAAAAUGUUAAAAUAACGUUCCUUUGGACUUUUAUGAUAAGAUGUAUGACGAACGAAAUGUUUGUUGGUCCGGUUUUGGUAUAAACAAAAACACGAAAUUGAGUCCGAAAUUUCGGAAUUUCAUUUCAUGGUAGACCCGCUGAUUCAUAAUAGUUAUUAUUAUUGAUACUAUAUUUCGUAUUUUCUUUUUAUUUUAGACCAUAAUUGUGGUUAAAACCACAUAACUAAGCUUAUUUUUUUGGAAGUAUUAUGGUAAUUUUUCAAAAACGGCGCUAGUUAGAGACAUAAAGACCAUUACAACAAUAUUAACAAGCUUGUGUUCCACAUAAAAAAAGUCAACUUAAAUUCUGGUAAAACCAGUUAUUUAAAAACUAAACUGCUGAAUCAAUUUUUAUAAUAUUUCAACGGAACCAAUUGUGAAGGUAUUUCAGAUAAAAAAAAAAAAAGAAUUUUACAAAUCGGUUUAUAAUAUGAAAAUACAAUUAGUUAUAAACGAAUAAAGAUUGGAUAGAAUCGAUUCAGUUAACGCAUGUAUAGAAAAGAACAAGACACCGGAUAUCGUCAUCUCGUUUUAUCUUAUGGACUAUGGUUAGCGACGCGAUGGGUACUUCUUUAACAGUCAAUAAAAAAUCAAAAUUAGUAGUAAUAAUUUAAUUUUUAUUUUUUAUUAGGAGUUCAAUUUGUAGGAAGACACUGCAUCUAGAUGUUAUUGGUAUAAAAUUACCCUAAAAUAUAAAAUAGGGCAAGUAUAAAUACUAUUAGAUACUAAAACUAAAGAGGAGACCUUUAUUUAUUAUUGGUAUUCAUUCGAAAUUAUUCAAAAAAAAAAGUCUCUAUGGUUCCAUAGAGACUUAUUUUUUAAAUCGAAAAACGAAUCAAUCACUAAGAACAAGGAAUGACUUCUAUUCCAAAAUCUUUGGUAGAGAACCAUAGAGAUUUUUUUUUUAUAUUUUGGUAUUUAGACCGUAAAGACAAUGAUUUACUCAUAAUAAAGUAUGUAAAAAAUAGAAAAAAAAAGUUAUUUAUGAUUAACCUAUUCCUUUUUCUUUUUUCUAUUUUAUAUGAUUACUAAUAAUAGAUAAAGAAUCGGACUCUAUUACUAAUAUUUUGUAAAAAAAUACCUAAUCGAAUUUACUUCCUUAAUCUAAAUGUAAUAUUAUAUUACUAUGAAUUUUAAAAUCGGUACAGAUACCGUAAUAUCAAAUCAUAGACAAUAAUAGAUUAGUAUCUUUUAAUUUGUAGUUGUACACUUUAAGUAGUAAUAAUAUAUUUGAUACUUGAUCUAUGUACAAAGUGUAACUAUUCAACUAAAUACCAAAUUGUACUAACGCCCUGUAUUCGUUAAUAUAUAUAUAUAU